This is a messenger RNA of Gigantopelta aegis, 1722 nucleotides long. Its product is annotated as glutamate receptor ionotropic, kainate 4-like. Gene Ontology annotation, molecular function: signaling receptor activity; ligand-gated monoatomic ion channel activity. Gene Ontology annotation, biological process: monoatomic ion transport. The transcript is spliced from 4 exons. The record is from RefSeq and is a predicted model, not a curated record. The coding region runs from base 79 to 1089 and encodes 336 amino acids. Gene Ontology annotation, cellular component: membrane. Lineage: Eukaryota; Metazoa; Mollusca; Gastropoda; Neomphalida; Peltospiridae.
UGAUUGUAACAGAUCAUUAUCCUGAUUUCUUGUAUUCGAUUUCAGGAGGUGGAUGUGGUUGUUGCACCACUGAAACGAAUGUUUGAAAGUGAGCAAGUGGUUGACUUCACGGCGGGUUAUUUUGUAGACUAUGUGAGAUUUGUCUACAUGAAACAGUCUCCAGAGAAAAACAAAUGGUGGACGUACCUCGCUCCUUUCAAGUGGGAAGUGCACCUGUCUUUGCUGGGAGUGUUCCUCGGUGUCUGUGCGAUUGCUCUGCUCAUUGAGCAGUUCCAUCCACGGAGGACGGCGAACAGAAACGCUACUGGAAGAUUAGAUAUUUGCUGUGGUCUUCUCGGCCACCUCCUGCGGCAAGAAAAUCCAAGACCACCAUUGUAUCUGUCAGCUAGAGUCAUUGGAGGUUCCUGGCUGUUGUUCACGACUAUCACGGCAGCAGUGUACAGUGGAAAUCUGAUUGCCUUUCUCACAGUGAAUAAAGAAAAGCUUCCUUUCAAGUCUGUAGAGGAUCUGGUGGCACAAGAACAAUACAAGUGGGGCAUUCCUGGAGGUUCAGCGUACGUCACACUACUAACGUCCGCAAAACAAAGAGAAUACAAACUACUGUGGAAAAGAAUCCUUGAAUUUGCCGAGACAGACCCGGAUGUACUUUCACUGUCCUUGGAAGUGAGUGUCAACAAAGUACUAGCAGGUCAUUACGCGUUCCUGUUGGGAGAAUAUGCCACGUCUUUCUACUUCUCAAACAACUGUGACAUCACCUACAUCCCAGAGAAUUCAUAUCGAAAUAUAUUCGGCGUCGCACUACCCAACAACUCUCCUUACACUGCACAGUUUUCAGAAAGGAUCAGCAGAAUGAUAGCCAGUGGAGUGUUGGACAAUUUGAAGCUGAAGUACAUCAACAAAAGUAAUUGCAAUAUAAACGAACACUCGACAAAACCUGCACAUCUGGACGACGUUCAAGGCGGGUUCUAUGCUGUGGCGAUUGGUCUUGUUUUGGCAUUAGUCUGUUUGAUAGUGGAAAUGUUGUUAUCCAAGUGCAUACAUCUGAGGUAUGAUGGUAGCACUAAACAAAAUAACAUCCGGUUAGAUUAAAGUUAUAUGUGAUCCGGACUUUUGAUAACACAGUCAAUACUACCAGUCUUGCCAUUGGUAAUACAUGUGACAGUGUUUGUUGUGGAAAAAAAGAGGUAAUUUCAUCUCGUAUCAUUGUGUCAAGUAGCCUUGUGCUUGAAACAUGUAUUGGGUACCUGUAAAACUAAGUACUACAAUUUUCCAAGCGCGAAACUUCGAGUGUUGUAAAAACUUCCACUUAUAUAUCUCGGAAAUGGGUCAACUUUCUUCAGUUAAUACUUUGGCGGAAGAUUUGUGGUAUUCAGAUUUAUGGGUCAUAAUUUGGUUGAUAUAUUUUACAUAUGCUGUUUUUAACCACAUACAUUAACAUUGUCGGCCAUCGGAUUUUGUUUGGUAUAAUACUAUAUAUUCAAGAUGAUCAGCGAUCGCAUUCUAGACUCGAUUUGUACAUCGAUCGUCAGACAGACAUGCUGUGAUAGAAGACGAUGGUGUACCAGUCAACUUGUUCACGAACGCUCGACCUCCUGAACAUGCCACAGGUGAAAAGAGAAGAAGUUUGUUUUGUUUAGCGACACCACUAGGGUACAUUGAUUUAUUAAUCAUCGGCUAUUGGAUGUCAAACAUAUGGUAAUUUUGACACAGUCAUAGAGAGGA